AUGUUCAUGCUGCAGAUGUUGACUGUUAUCUCUCUGACUGUUAUUCUUCUGGCAUCUGUAGAAGGUAAAGGUGUGCAGAUGCAAAGGGAUGUCCAGUGCUGCAUGUUGUACUCCCAGGGCAAGGUGCGUACCAAGGAUGUGUUGCGGUUUGAGGUGCAGACGGAGGGGCCCGACUGCAGUAUACAAGCCAUCAUUCUUUACACCAAAAAGGCAGUAAAAUGUGCAGACCCCAGAGACCGGAAGGUGAAGAGGUUGCUGAGAAAGCUCCUGCAGAGACAGAGAACCAAGGCCCACCGAACCAUGUGGCUCCUUCCUCAUGACAACCUGCCUGUCAUGUCAGAGGACAAGAAAGAUAACUGGGCUGUUCUCAAUGUAGAGUGA
Scomber japonicus (chub mackerel) is the source of this 381-nucleotide messenger RNA. RefSeq names its product chemokine (C-C motif) ligand 44 (gene ccl44). Gene Ontology annotation, cellular component: extracellular region. Bases 1 to 381 code for a protein of 126 amino acids. The record is from RefSeq and is a predicted model, not a curated record. The transcript has 4 exons. Gene Ontology annotation, biological process: neutrophil chemotaxis; G protein-coupled receptor signaling pathway; cellular response to interleukin-1. Gene Ontology annotation, molecular function: CCR chemokine receptor binding; chemokine activity. NCBI's taxonomy places the organism in Eukaryota, Metazoa, Chordata, Actinopteri, Scombriformes, Scombridae.